CCUAUUGAUGCAGGCCAUAAUCCCAUUGGCUUUUUUUGCCACCACAUCACAUUCCUGGCUCAUGUUUAACUCCUUCCUUUGGCCAGGGAUGUAUAAAUCUGCCUCUGGUUUGCGUCUUGAGCUGCCUUUGCUGAGUACAUUCUAAUCUGGGGACUCAAUGAAUUGCCAGGCAGAAUCCUCAAAUUACUGCCUUGCAGCUCUUCUGCUGUGAAAAGCACUGCAGGCUAACUCAACCAGAGAAGUCAGAAAGAGGAGCUCCUUCCACCCAGCUGGCUCUUUGGCCUGCCUUCUGGGCCACACCGCCAGAGCUCCCGCCUGAGGCCUGCUCUGACCCACAGCAACUCAGCCCACUAGUUCUAUAAAAGAACUCCUGCUUUCCUGCUUCUUGGCAGAACAGGGCUGGACUGGAUGGCCCACCAGGUCUCUUCCCACUCAAGGGUUCUGUGAUUGUUCUCUUCUGUUAAUGUGUUUUGUGUUGUGCAUUGUUUUGUCAUCAACCCCCUGCAGCCUUAUUAGAUGGAUACGGGUCACUCUGGAACUGGCACACAACCGGCCGUGACUGAGAGAGCUGUCCAAAGGUCUUGGGAGGGCUACCAGGACCAUCUAUCUGGCUACCAGGCAGCCCCCAGGUGGGAGCAAGUAAUCAGCCUGAUCGAAAGAUAACAUCACAUCGGAACAGAAGCCGCCAAGGAGGGCCCAGCAACCGUGAGUGGGAUUCCACCGGAUCCCUUUCAGUUGCACGGAGAUGAGGAUUCUGUGGAGCCCCCUCUGGCAUGAUGAGAAGCAAACCAGCACGUAGUGGUCACGUGGUAGCAAAAGUGUGGUGAGGAAAAAGGAAUCCCCUUAAAGAGCUGAAAUCUUGACCUCACGGUGGAUCAGAAAGGAAAAAACAAGAGCCAAGUGUCCAUAUUGCAGUUAAACAUACAUAUGUAACUGUUGACAUGAAGGGCAAAGCAUAUAAAUAUACAGAAUGUGAGAAGAACUUUAGUCAGCCUGAAGACCUGCAGGGACAUCUAAAGAUUCACACUGGGGAGAAACCCUAUAAAUGCCAGGAGCAUGGAAAGAACUUCUUUAAGAGUCAAAGCCUGCGUUUACAUCAAAGAACUCACACUGGGGAGAAACCACACACAUGCCAGGAGUGUGGAAAGAGCUUCACUUAUCAUUCAGGUCUACGUACCCAUCAAAGAACCCACACUGGGGAGAAACCCUAUAAAUGCCUGGAGUGUUGAAUGAGCUUUGCUCAGAAUGGAGACCUACGUAAACAUCAAAGGAUUCACACUGGGGAGAAACCCUAUAAAUGCCUGGAGUGUAGAAUGAGCUUUGCUCAGAAUGGAGACCUACAUAAACAUCAAAGGACUCACACUGGGGAGAAACCCUAUAAAUGCAUGGAGUGUGGAACGAGCUUUGCUCGGACUUCAAGUCUCCGUACCCAUCAAAGGAGUCACACAGGGGAGAAACCCCACACAUGCCAUGAGUGUGGGAAGAGCUUCACACUGAGUGGACAUUUACGUGAACAUCAAAAAACGCACACUGGGGAAAAACCAUACACAUGCCAGGAAUGUGCAGUGAGCUUCACUUCUCAUUCAGGUCUACGUUACCAUCAAAGAACCCACACUGGGGAGAAGCCUUAUAAAUGCAUGGAGUGUGGAAUGAGCUUUGCUCGGAGUUCAACUCUCCGUACCCAUCUAAGGACUCACACUGGGGAGAAACCCUAUACAUGCCUGGAGUGUGGAAUGAGCUUUACUCAGAGUGGAGUCCUACGUUUACAUCAAAGAACUCACACUGGGGAGAAGCCUUAUAAAUGCAUGGAAUGUGGAAUGAGCUUCGCUCGGAGUUCAAGUCUGUGUAAACAUCAAAGGACUCACACUGGGGAGAAGCCUUAUAAAUGCAUGGAGUGUGGAAUGAGCUUUGCUCGGAGUUCAACUCUCCGUACCCAUCUAAGGACUCACACUGGGGAGAAACCCUAUACAUGCCUGGAGUGUGGAAUGAGCUUUACUCAGAGUGGAGUCCUACGUUUACAUCAAAGAACUCACACUGGGGAGAAGCCUUAUAAAUGCAUGGAAUGUGGAAUGAGCUUCGCUCGGAGUUCAAGUCUGUGUAAACAUCAAAGGACUCACACUGGGGAGAAACCCUAUAAAUGCAUGGAGUGUGAAACGAGCUUCACCCGGAGUUCAAGUCUGCAUACCCAUCAAAGGACUCACACUGGGGAGAAACCCCACACAUGCCAGGAGUGUGGGAAGAGCUUCACACUGAGUGCAUAUCUACGUACACAUCAAAGAACUCACACUGGGGAGAAACCCUAUAAAUGCAUGGAGUGUGGAACGAGCUUCACUCAGAGUUCAAGUCUGCAUACCCAUCAAAGGACUCACACUGGGGAGAAACCCCACACAUGCCAGGAGUGUGGAAUGAACUUUAAUAAGAGUCAAAAUCUGCGUUUACAUCAAAGAACUCACACUGGGGAGAAGCCCUAUAAAUGCAUGGAGUGUGGAAUGAGCUUCACUCAGAAUUCAAAUCUACGUUCCCAUCAAAGAACUCACACUGGGGGAAAACCCCAUAAUUGCAUGUUGUGUGGAAAGAGCUUCAGUUCCAGUAAAAGUCUACGUUCUCAUCAAAGGACUCACACUGAGGAAAAAACCCUAUAAUUGCAUAGAAUGUGGUAAGAAGUUCACUCAGAGUUCAGGUCUGCGUACCCAUCAAAGAACUCACACUGGGGAGAAACCCUAUAAGUGCCUGGAGUGUGGAAAGAGCUUCGCUUGUGGUUCAAAUCUACGUUCACGUCAAAGGACUCACACUGGAACAGUAGCCCUUGAUGCCAGAGACUCUAGUAUGUACAAAGGCAACUCUAGUAAAUGUUGUAAAUGGGAGCACAACAUUGAAACAUUUUACCAUAUGUGAUGGUCUUGCAGAAAGGCCCAGAAAUAUUCAAUACAUACUGUUGGAAUUCAACCCCACGCUGCUCAAGUCUGCAGUCCUCAAUAAGGAACAGUUUGUUGGGAAUAGCAACCUUCUACAAGCCUCCCAUACUAGUUAUUGUGUAAAUAAUUAAAAUUGCUUACUAUAUUGGAUCUCCAGCAAAGGAUUGCUGCCAUCUUGAAAGGUUUAUUUUUUGCUCUCUUAGUUGAUAUAAGAUGGAGAUGCUUAUUUUGUGUUACAAGGACUGUGUAAAUUUAUUGCAUUGCUUGUUUUUUGUAUGCAACAUUGCAAGUUUAUGUUUCAUUUCUGCUGAGUAAAGAGUAAAGAUUUUUCUGUUCACUUUUA
Messenger RNA from Anolis sagrei ordinatus, 3258 nucleotides. The record is from RefSeq and is a predicted model, not a curated record. NCBI's taxonomy places the organism in Eukaryota, Metazoa, Chordata, Lepidosauria, Squamata, Anolidae.